Messenger RNA from Saprolegnia diclina VS20, 2378 nucleotides. Its product is annotated as minichromosome maintenance protein 7 (cell division control protein 47). Gene Ontology annotation, biological process: DNA replication initiation; DNA replication; DNA strand elongation involved in DNA replication. The record is from RefSeq and is a predicted model, not a curated record. Lineage: Eukaryota; Oomycota; Saprolegniomycetes; Saprolegniales; Saprolegniaceae. The coding region runs from base 18 to 2378 and encodes 786 amino acids. Gene Ontology annotation, cellular component: MCM complex; nucleus. The transcript is spliced from 9 exons. Gene Ontology annotation, molecular function: single-stranded DNA helicase activity; single-stranded DNA binding; ATP binding.
CUCGCAAGUGGACCUCGAUGGCCUCGUACAGCAACGUGCCCGGCUUUGCCCGCAACGCGCAGCACGUCAUGCCGGGUCUCCCGCGCCCCGGAAGCGGCUCGCAGCAUGUCAUGCCGGGCCUGCCAUCGUCGUCGGCCACGUCGGCGCCCGGCGCGAGCAUCGGAAGCGGUAGCACUGGCACCGGCGGCGGGAUGGCCAUGGCCGGCUUUCCCAACUACCUGGAAGAAAAAGAGAAAUGCCUCCACUUUCUGCGCAACUAUGUCGACUCGCUCUCUGGCGCGCGCAAGUACGAAGACAUGCUCCAAGAGGUCGCCGACCGCCAGCGCACAACCGUCACGAUCGCGCUCGACGACGUCCUCUCGUUUGAGAACGACGAGGACUUUGUGCGCAACGUCAUGCGCAACACGCGCCGGUACGUCUCGCUCUUCUCAGACGCAGUCGACGACAUCCUUCCGCCGCCGUCGCGCGACAUCUCGGAGGCCCACGACGUCCUCGACGUCCUCCGCCUCCACCGCGUGCAAGAGGCGGCGACCGAGAACGACGCGCCCGUCGACCUUGCGACCGUUUUUCCGCCGGCCCUCAUGCGCCGCUUUGAGCUGCAACUUGUGCCGGGCGUCAAGACCAAGCCGGUCCCGAUCCGCGAGGUGAAGGCGUCCAAGGUUGGCAGCCUCGUGCGCAUCAAGGGCAUGGUGACGCGAGUCUCGAACGUCAAGCCGCUCGUGAUCGUCGCGACGUACACGUGCGAAGUGUGCUCGUUUGAAGUCUACCAAGAGGUCAAGUCGCGCAACUUCAACCCGCUCGUCCAGUGCCCGAGCGAAAAGUGCAAAGUCAACAAGACCAACGGCCGACUCCUCAUGCAAACCAAGGCUUCCAAGUUUCAAAAGUUUCAAGAAGUCAAGUUUCAAGAACUGCCGGACCAAGUACCCAUGGGCCACAUUCCCCGGUCGCUCACCGUGUACCUCCGCGGCGAGCUCACCCGGUCGUGCGAACCCGGUGCGCUCAUUACCAUCUGCGGCAUCUUCCUUCCGCUGCCGUACAGCCCCCAGCGUCAAAUGCAAGUCGGCCUCAUCACCGAGACGUACCUCGAGGCCAUGCACGUCAUCAACCACAAGAAGCGGUACAGCGCCAUGGACGCGUCCGAAGACAUGGAGACCGAAGUCGAGCGCCUCCAAGAGUCGCCCGAGCUCUACUCGAUCCUCUCGCAGUCGAUCGCGCCCGAAAUCUACGGCCAUGAAGACGUCAAGAAAGCACUGCUGUUGCUCAUGAUUGGCGGCGUCACCAAGCGCAUGGACGAAGGCAUGAAGGUCCGCGGCGACAUCAACGUACUCCUGAUGGGCGACCCUGGUGUGGCCAAGAGUCAGCUCCUCAAACACAUUGCGACCGUGAGCCCGCGAGGCAUCUACACAACGGGCAAGGGCAGCAGCGGCGUCGGUCUCACGGCCGCGGUCGUGCGCGACCAGAUCACCAAGGAGAUGACGCUCGAAGGCGGCGCACUCGUGCUGGCCGACAUGGGCAUUUGCUGCAUCGACGAGUUUGACAAGAUGGAAGAGGGCGACCGCACGGCCAUCCACGAGGUCAUGGAGCAGCAGACCGUGAGCAUUGCUAAAGCCGGUAUUACGACGACGCUCAACGCGCGGACGUCGGUGCUCGCGGCGGCCAACCCGAUUUACGGCCGGUACAACAAGAAGCUGACCGCAUCGCAAAACAUCAACCUCCCCAACGCGCUCUUGAGUCGCUUCGAUCUGCUCUUUCUCAUCCUCGACACGGCGCAGUACGACAAGGACGAAGCGCUUGCUCGCCACGUGACUUAUGUUCACCGCUUUUGCAAGAACCCCGAGAUGGCGUUCGACCCUGUCCGCUCGGACGUGCUGCGGUACUUUAUCGCGGUCGCCAAGCAGUAUGUACCAGCGAUCCCUGAAAGCCUCUGCAGCUACAUCGUCGAGGCCUAUGUCACACUGCGCCAGCAGCAAGACUCGGCCAACGACGCGCAGACCGCGAUGACCGCGCGCCAGCUCCUCAGUAUCCUACGCCUCUCGCAGGCGCUCGCCCGCCUUCGCUUCUCGUCCACCGUGGUCACGGCCGACGUGGACGAAGCGAUUCGAUUGGUUUACGUCUCCAAGUCGUCGCUCCAGGAUGAAGAGCAUGGGGCGCAUGGACGUCCCAAGAGCUCGAUGGACGCCAACUCGAAGAUUUACCGCUUGAUCCUCGACUUUGCGCGCGAUCGCGGCGAGAUGAGCGUCAACUACAGCGACAUUGAGCCCAUUGUGAUCCGGAAGGGGUACACGAACGUGCAGCUCAAGGCUUGCAUCGAGCAGUACGAGACGCUCCAGGUCCUCCAGUGGAGUGAGAACAAGACGCUGCUACACUUUGUUACCUAG